AUGGAUACAAUAUAUCGUGACGCGAGUGCCGUGUCUGUUUGGCUUGGUCUCCCACCACCUGUGGAGCAAUAUCGAUCUUGGCACGAACCAAUACGAACUUUUGGGGAGGCGGGCUUCGAUUUCGACGAUCAGAUGUCCCAUUUAGCAAACCACUCGUAUUGGACUCGCUUCUGGGUCAUCCAGGAGUUUCUCCUCGGCCGAGAUGUGAACGUGUACUGCGGAAACACGCGCAUAAAUUGGCUUGAUUUCAAAGACACACUUGGAUUAUGUGCAGGUGUAGCCUUGCAAAUCCAUCAAGAGUCUAUGCCGAGAGACUUUGACAGCAGGCCUUGGAGAGCUUUCCCUCUGAUCACCGGACGCCACCCGGAUCGCCAUCCGGAAAUGCAUCUCCCGCUCUCCCAGUUGCUCGUCCAUCACAGCACUUCGGAAUGCAAAGACCCGCGAGACCGAGUGUUUGCUUUGUUGGGACUAGUGAAGCCAGAUGAGCGGGUGCUUCUAGAGCGGUUUUUCCCAGAUUAUGACAUGAGUGAAGAUGAUGUUGUUCUAAUUGCGCUUGCGCAUGUGAGGCAGUACAACCUCGAACAUGAUAGGGUCGAUGAUGAUACAUUGUUCAAGGGGUUGGGAAUCACAGAUGCGAAGAAGAGAAAGAUGCUUGAAAGACGCGUUGUGUACUAUGACUAUAUGGGAGAUGACGAUGAUGGUCAUUACCCGUUUCUUGAUGACGAUGAUGCUGCAGAAAUGGAGGCGAGGUUUAUUGAGAGUGAUGCUGGUUCAAAUAACAGUUGUAUGAAGACUGCAUAUGCAGUCACUCUUUUCGUAUUCGCUCUGCUGUUUUUGGAUGGUUGGGGGCGGUAUCGCUAG
This is a messenger RNA of Alternaria burnsii, 861 nucleotides long. RefSeq lists its product as uncharacterized. Bases 1 to 861 code for a protein of 286 amino acids. The transcript has 2 exons. The record is from RefSeq and is a predicted model, not a curated record. NCBI's taxonomy places the organism in Eukaryota, Fungi, Ascomycota, Dothideomycetes, Pleosporales, Pleosporaceae.